AUGCUCAGACCGGUGUCCAGUUUGUGUCUCAGUCCCAGCGUGAAGCUGAAACUGGUCCGCGCUGGUUUCCAGUUUACCACCGACCUGCUGCACCUCCGGCCGGGGCAGCUGAGCGCAGAGGCCGGUGUGUCGCAGCAGGAGGCGCUGCAGGUGCUACAGGCAGCAAGUGCAGACGCAGCAGGAGGCGGAGUCACUGCACUGGAGCUGCUGCAGAAGGAGGCGGAGCUAAAGAGCAUUGUGACGUUUUCCUCACAGCUGGAUGAGGCUUUAGGAGGAGGAGUACCUGUCGGGAAAACCACCGAGAUCUGUGGAGCACCUGGAGCAGGAAAGACACAACUCUGCCUGCAGCUGGCAGUUGACGUCCAGGUGCCGCGGUGCUUUGGGGGCGUCGAGGGUCAUGUGAUCUACGUGGACACUGAGGGCAGCUUCCUGCUUCAGAGGGUUGUCGACAUGGCCGCUGCCGCCGUCAGACACUGCUCCUUAUUGGCUGAAGACGAGGAGCAACGUGUCGCCAUGGAGACCUUCACCGUGGAGACCAUCCUAUCCAACAUCUUCCUGGUGCGUUGCCGUGAUUACGUGGAGCUGCUGGCUGAGCUUCACCUGUUGGCCGACUUCCUGUCGGCGCGGCCGAAAGUCCGCCUCCUGGUGGUUGACAGUGUGGCAUUUCCGUUCCGGCGGCUGUUAGACGAGCUGUCGCAGAGGACACGCCUCCUCAACGGUGUCGCCCAGCACCUCAUCACCAUGGCAACAAGCCAACACAUCGCCGUAGUGAUCACCAAUCAGAUGACCACAAGGCUACGAGGUGGCCAAUCACAGCUGGUCCCCGCCCUCGGGGAGAGUUGGGGCCACGCCCCCACCAUCAGGCUCCUCCUACACUGGGAGGGGCCACGGCGCCUGGCGACCAUCUUUAAAUCUCCGAGUCACAUGGACACCACCGUCCAAUACCAGAUCACUGCAGAUGGCUUCAGAGACACCGAGCAACCAGAGCUGCCGCAGAGCAAACGGCGUCAAACAUAGGCCGACCAAUCAGCUGCCACCUGCUGACUGUCGGCCAAUCAGUGGCGGAGCUGAGUGUUGACAUGGCACAGGCUGUUUGUGUUCACUGUUUAAAUAAAGUUCCGUUUGAUUCUCAGACAUCAGUCAAUAAAAACAGACUUUUAUUGUUUAAAACAA
Messenger RNA from Stegastes partitus (bicolor damselfish), 1173 nucleotides. RefSeq names its product RAD51 paralog C (gene rad51c). Gene Ontology annotation, biological process: DNA repair; meiotic DNA recombinase assembly; reciprocal meiotic recombination. Gene Ontology annotation, cellular component: replication fork; Rad51C-XRCC3 complex; Rad51B-Rad51C-Rad51D-XRCC2 complex. The record is from RefSeq and is a predicted model, not a curated record. The coding region runs from base 1 to 1017 and encodes 338 amino acids. Lineage: Eukaryota; Metazoa; Chordata; Actinopteri; Pomacentridae. The transcript has 4 exons. Gene Ontology annotation, molecular function: ATP-dependent DNA damage sensor activity; four-way junction DNA binding; ATP binding.